This is a messenger RNA of Arabidopsis thaliana (thale cress), 420 nucleotides long. RefSeq lists its product as uncharacterized. The record is from RefSeq and is marked reviewed. The coding region runs from base 1 to 261 and encodes 86 amino acids. Lineage: Eukaryota; Viridiplantae; Streptophyta; Magnoliopsida; Brassicales; Brassicaceae. The transcript has 3 exons.
AUGCUUUCUCCGGUGAGUUUUUGGCAAAUUUAUCGACGAAAUCAACUCCACCUCAUCAUCCUCUCGUACAACUGUUUCUCCAGUGAGAUCUCGACGACAUUGGGCAACGACAAAUCUGACGCCAUCUCCAAACCGGUUUUCUAUCACUUGAAGAAAUCAAUUUCGUGCACGUCUCAUGUGGCUGUUCCUACGGAAAAAAAGUUAAGUGUAAGAGGAUUGAAGACGAAGAAACAAGCUGGAGAGACCAAUAAGAUUGGGUGAUAACGUGAAGAGUCGUAAGUGAAAAGAGAAGAAGCUUAAGAAGAAGAGGAUGAAAUGUUCGAAGUUGUUUACAAGUCAUGGUCUGUAAUCGUGUAAAAUUUAAAGUUAGUAGGAUAUUUAAAGUUUUUGUACAAAACAAAUUCAUAUAUAAAAUAGUAG